Molecule: messenger RNA, 555 nt
Organism: Echinops telfairi (small Madagascar hedgehog)
Lineage: Eukaryota; Metazoa; Chordata; Mammalia; Afrosoricida; Tenrecidae
Exons: 1
Coding region: 1-555 (184 amino acids)
Source: RefSeq, a predicted model, not a curated record
AUGCCGGCCCCCCGCCGCCGCCCGGGCCUGCGUCAGAGCCUCCGCGCCAGGGGCCCCGGGCCGCGCCGGCACCUGCGGGGACAAGCGCCGGCCCUCAGCCCGCCGGCCGUCGCCCCGACAACGCCCCCCGCCCGCGGGGGGGGGCCGGGACGGCGGGGGCGAGCCCAUCCCCGGAGGCGGGGUGGGCGGGGAGGGCUGACCCCUUCCCGGGGAGCGGGGAGCCGCCGGCCCAUCCCGGCGGCUCGCCUCCGCCCGAGCCCAAGCGGUCCUGGAGUUCGCCUCCGCGCCACGGGCCCGAGCAUCGGCGCGCCCGAGCGCCGUGCGGACUCACCAGAAGACCCCCGACAGCGCGCGGACAGACGGGACCAUGGAGAGGAGGCCCCCCGGCCUAGAGAGGCCGAGCGCCGGCGGCGGCGGGAGCGGCGGCGUGGGAAGGACGCGUUUCCGGGGACGGCGGCGAGGGGCGGGGCUGGCGGCGAGGGGCGGGGCUGGCGGCGCGCAGGCGUAGUGCGGAGCGCAGAGUGCAGAUUGAAGAGCGGAGGCGGCCGGAAGUGA